Microplitis demolitor is the source of this 1497-nucleotide messenger RNA. RefSeq names its product ubiquitin-fold modifier 1 (gene Ufm1). The record is from RefSeq and is a predicted model, not a curated record. Gene Ontology annotation, cellular component: nucleus; cytoplasm. The transcript is spliced from 3 exons. Bases 426 to 1373 code for a protein of 315 amino acids. NCBI's taxonomy places the organism in Eukaryota, Metazoa, Arthropoda, Insecta, Hymenoptera, Braconidae. Gene Ontology annotation, biological process: protein K69-linked ufmylation.
AUGGUAAUUAAUUAAGUUGAUAUAUAAUACUAAUCUUAUUACUGGAAUAAAAUAAUUGUACAAUUAUUUACAAUGUUUAUUAAUUUGAUAUUUUUUAAAAACUCCCGCUUAUUGUAAUUGAUAAAUUAGAUUAUUAUUUUAUCGACUUGGACACGUAGGACAAAAAAAGGGUUCAGUGUUCCGACAAGUCAUCUGUCAAAUAAAAGUUGCACGAGGUUUUUAACUUGAUAUCUAAUAAAUAUAUAUUGUUUUGUUAAUAAUUUAAUAAAUAAAUAAAAAAUAUAACCAUGACAUCUAAAGUAACAUUCAAAAUAACCUUGACGUCUGAUCCAAAACUCCCGUUCAAAGUAUAAAUCCAAUAUUGUGUUGCCAGAAGAUGAAGGGAGGAUUUUAUUUAUUUUAAUAAUAAAAUAAUAAAGUUAAAAAUGGCCGAAGAAGGUUUUGAAGAAAUAAUAAAAACAAUAGAUACAUAUAUAUCAUUGAUAGAAAACAAAAACAAUAAAAUAACAAUUGAAAAUGUAUCAAAAGCAUUUGACGUUUCGUUGUUCGUUGAGGCCACAAUUGCCAGAGCUAAAGAUGACAAUAAAUUACAAAUAUUUGAAAGUAAUUUACAUGGAUACUGGAGUACUAAGAAACGUACACGUUUGUACACGUGUACAGAAUUACAGUUAGCAUGUGACCGUUUGCUUGAAGUAUUUUUGAAGGACAGCAAAACGACACGUGAUAUUAUUGAUAAGUUGUUGCAUUUAUAUGUUCAGCAUUGUGGCCAUGAUAGAUUAAAUACUUUUUUUGAGACUCUUUUGACUGAUGCUUUAGCUGCUAAUGUCUUAUUAAAUUCACUUGUCGACAUCGGAUUGCCCACGGAAACAAUCGAAGAUGAAGCGCGAACUAUUGCGUGGGAUCACGAAGCUUCUUGUGGUCGAGAUGAACAAGUCAAUCAGUUGAUCCAAUUAAUGGUUAUCGAUGGACAUAUUGAUAAAGUACUUGAUACCUUCUCUAGUUUGAAUACCGAUAGCCCAGCGAGAAAAUUAAUUUUAAAUAAUUUAAGUAAAUAUACUCAUGACUACGACGUUCCUGUAUGUUUAGCUAUCACUGAUGUCGAUAAAAAAUUACUACGUCUACUUUUAGACGACUGUGAUUUCAAAAAUAAUUUUAUCGAUGCUAUUUUUUAUUUCGGACGUAAUAUGAACUGGGACGGCAGCACGUGGAAAGCUGAUCAUUCAUUUGGUUACUUGCAUUUAAUUAAAAUAAUUCGUAAAUUAUUGUUUGUAUCGGAUGAAAUAAAUAAAGUUAUAACUGAUCGUUUGCAGUUGGCUAAAGCACAGAUCGAUGGUUCUAUUUGGGUUGAAGUUGAACGGGAUUGUUUACUUUAAUAAUUAAUUAUUAUUUGUUAUUUAAUUAUUUUAUUUAAAUGAUGAAAUGCUUUUUUUGUAUAAUCAUGUUAAUAAAUUUAUAUUAAUACGUAUUUUUAUUUUAAUUAUCGUUUAUAAUUUUUAA